Messenger RNA from Trametes versicolor FP-101664 SS1, 1356 nucleotides. RefSeq lists its product as uncharacterized. Lineage: Eukaryota; Fungi; Basidiomycota; Agaricomycetes; Polyporales; Polyporaceae. The record is from RefSeq and is a predicted model, not a curated record. Bases 1 to 1356 code for a protein of 451 amino acids. The transcript has 6 exons.
AUGUGCAUCCGAAACUACAAGAUCCUCCCCACGCCUCCUACGUGCACGACUGCAGACAUCUUCUUUCCAGUGUCAUUGGUGUCUUUCCUCGACAUUAUGCGACAAGUCACUGCCACAGACCAUCUAUUCCCCGAAUUUGCGCAUCAAUCCAGACGGGCCCUAUCCCGUAACGCCAAUGUCUUCAUCUGGUGGCGAUCAAUUCGAGUCAAGGACGUGAUAAUGGCAUGCUUCAAUGACGAAGCUGUCGCUCCUCUGCCAACGGCCCCGACCUUGAUCCGCUGGUUUGAGAUGCUCACUUACUGGCGCCAUCCGCUGGCAAUAACGCCGGUUGAGCGGCUGAACUACGUGGACUGUCUCCUGUUCAAGUGUAAACUGCCUGACGAUCAACAUCCGCUCGACCACUCAACAGUGCUCACGCGUGGUGACUACGCUUGCUGCUACACCGGUCCCACAGGCAUGAUUUCUGGCGUGAUUGCUACUUCUUCCCAAACUUUCACCACCGACUGCUAUUGUCUUCCUGGAACGCUCCAGUUCGUACUAGAAAACCACGCCGCUUUGGAAGAACAGACCUCUCAGCCCAAUGCCGAAAGUUUAGGCCUCGACCUGGAGUCCCCGGACUCGAUUGUGUGUGUUAACGCCAUCUCCCCCGAGCUCCGUAACAUAACUUGCGAGAAAUUUGGCCGCAAGUGCAUUUUCACCGGAUCAACGGGCGACACGGGCGACCGUCGUGUGGGAGCUCACUGGAUCUACCCUCCCGCGGCGUACAGCAGAGCGAGUAUGGUCGGGCAUGUUGGCGUAUACCGAGACAUGGGUGCAAUGGAUUUUGACGCAGAAAAUAUGCAAAUCUCUUCGAACUUGAUCACCAUGCGCGCAGACGUCCACAGGCUUUGGCUAGCGAACGCGAUCAGCGUCGACGUUGACGACGGAUACCGAGUCAUUGUCUUCGAUAAGACUGCUCACGCUGUGACGUUUGCCGCUACGCUCGACCUCGCCGAAGAAGACCGCUUCCGUGAUGACUGCUUCCGCGAGCAUUUCCGCUACACGCUGGCCAUACACAUUGUAGGCGGGCACCUCAUCCCCUAUGACGUUUGCCAUGGAGAUGUCGAUCAGUUCCUCGACGAGGUCAAAUACGCCGCGGAUGGGGUCACUCCGAGACCUAAAGACCUCGAGCGCAAGAAAUGGAGGACCCGCAUUGGAAAGCUGGCGCUGCAGCACAUCCAGACCGUGAAUCCUGCCAUGACGCUCGAACUUCCUGAGCAUUUCAUCAAGGGCGGUAGCUUGGAGGACGAUGACACGGACGAGAGUGCGGAUGACGAGGAAGAGGAUAUUGUGACGACGGAGGACGAGUGCGAUUAG